UCACGCAAAGCUGCUUCUUAUACAAAAGAAAAGACUUCUUCUUACACGCGAGGACCAGAUCGUCGAUCUGUACCUGUAAGAUGCCACCUUUGCUAGCACCGGCCAGCCGGUCACCAUGGGCAUCGCUGCCAGAAGAUCUGGUUCGCCUUGUUAGCUGGCGCUUGCUGGCCGGCGACCUGACGGACUAUGUUCGCUUGCGUGCUGUUUGCACCAAUUGGCGGUCUGCCACCAUGUCUCCGUGUGGCCGCGGCGUCAUUGAUCCACGCUUUCACCCGCGCCGCUGGAUGAUGUUCGCUGAGGGCCACGGGCUUUAUCCUGGCCAUGAAAGGCUCUGUGAACACACACGCUUCCUCAACCUUGACUCUGGGUUUUUUGUUCGCGUCCGGCUCCCGCUGUUCAAGGAUCACUGUGUUCUUGACUCGGUCGAGGGCCUCCUGCUCCUCCAGCGAGACGAGGACACCGCCAUCCGCCUCCACCACCCUUUCACCGGUGAUAUUGUCGAGCUCCCACCACUAGCGUCUCAUAACUUGCACAUGAGUCAUCCAUAUGCGAACCUGCCACAGCUGAGACCCAUAUCCGCUUCUGUUUCUAUUGAUGCCGGAGUCGUGAGGGUGAUGGUUAUCUUCAUUCACCUGAUGUAUGCGGCUGUUGCCACCUCCCAGGAUACUAAAUGGACUUAUCUAAUGCAUUGGAGACUUCCAAGUCAUUAUGGACCGUUGUCGUUCCGAGGCGAGCAAUACCUGGUGCAUGAAACUAUGAAUAUAGAAAAUACUUAUUUAUCACAGAUUUUUCAGCUGGAGGCACACUCGCAGGAUCCACCGAAGUUGAUUGUUACGUUUCCAAGGGAGAAACUAUGCUACCCUGUCUAUUUAGUAGAAUGCGACACGGAGAUCUUGGUGGUCGGGCACAACGACAUUUCGUUGACACACCUCGCAGUUUACAAGCUUGCAGAUGUUGUUUUAGAUAGGUUUAUCCCGGUAAAAAGCAUCGGAGACAAAGCCAUCUUCGUGGGAGGGCGCAAUUUGUGUGUCUCCUCUAAGGCACUGCCUACCAUUGUAGGCGAUACUAUUGUCUAUCGCCAUCCACGAGAGCAACAUUUUAUGCAAUACUGCCUCAAUACUAGCAGUUGGUCUCUAGCAACCGAUGAAUGCAGCACCAUGUAGCCUUAUUCUCCAUGUCUUUACAUGUUGCUCACGUGAUCAUUGGUAUGCAUUACCUACUUAAUGCCUGAUAAUAAUGUACGUACUUUUCUAACCAAUUUAACUUGUCGGAACAAGGGGCAAAUGUGCUAUCUGGAUAAACUAUCACUCACAUGGAAGGUGAAAGAAAAUUUCUGAGACGGGGCCUAAUUGCUGCUGCAUCCAGAAAGUUGGAGAUUUCUCUCGCCUGCAUCCUUGCCACCACACGAAAUGGAGCGGAAAAAUAUGGGCAUACGUUGUCGUCAUUUCCUUCUUGUGAGACGUGGAGUGUUACUACCAUAUCAGUUCUGCACUUUGUAAAGAUUUGACAAGAAUACUUCAUUA
This is a messenger RNA of Triticum aestivum (bread wheat), 1523 nucleotides long. RefSeq lists its product as uncharacterized. Gene Ontology annotation, molecular function: protein binding. The record is from RefSeq and is a predicted model, not a curated record. The transcript has 3 exons. The coding region runs from base 81 to 1163 and encodes 360 amino acids. Lineage: Eukaryota; Viridiplantae; Streptophyta; Magnoliopsida; Poales; Poaceae.